This is a messenger RNA of Labrus bergylta (ballan wrasse), 2271 nucleotides long. RefSeq names its product G protein-coupled receptor 85 (gene gpr85). The record is from RefSeq and is a predicted model, not a curated record. Gene Ontology annotation, biological process: G protein-coupled receptor signaling pathway. Gene Ontology annotation, cellular component: plasma membrane. Gene Ontology annotation, molecular function: G protein-coupled receptor activity. Lineage: Eukaryota; Metazoa; Chordata; Actinopteri; Labriformes; Labridae.
CUGCUGCUGCUGCUGCAACAAGAGACAAGACGCGUCUUGGAUCACAAAUAGGGAUGCAGGGCGCAUGCGCACUGAGCUCCAUUUACUGGAGGAUAUUCACCGUGGAGGAAAAAGGGGGCAGGCAACAAAUCAGGCUUUUUCUAAAAGCAAAAACCCGACGAGUGCAAUGUAAAUAACCUUAAGGAGUGAUACAAAUUAGGAUUAUCAACAGGGAUUUUUUUUCUUUAGGUGUGAUGAGACAAAGGAACAAAGGAUGCCUUAGAGGAGAGGUCGCCUGUACGUCUGGAAACCUCUUCAAAGCACACCGCCAAAUGGAUCUAACGCCUCCCCCUGCCACCUCUAGAUCAUGAUACUUGGCUGAAGCUAUUCCGCUAUCUUUAUGAUCCCUCCUCCAUCUAUGGCGAACUAUAGCCAUGCAGGGGACCACACCAUCUUGCAGAAUGUCUCUCCUCUCGCCACGUUCCUCAAACUGACCUCUCUGGGUUUUAUCAUUGGAGUCGGUGUGGUUGGAAACCUCCUGAUCUCCAUCCUGCUUGUCAAAGACAAGAGCUUGCAUCGAGCACCCUACUAUUUCCUGUUGGAUUUGUGCGCAUCAGAUAUCCUGCGCUCCGCCAUCUGCUUCCCCUUCGUUUUCACCUCGGUCAAAAAUGGAUCUGCGUGGACAUAUGGGACACUGACCUGCAAAGUAAUUGCCUUUCUGGGUGUGCUCUCCUGUUUCCAUACGGCAUUUAUGCUAUUCUGCGUUAGCGUCACACGCUACCUUGCCAUCGCACAUCACCGUUUCUACACUAAAAGGCUGACCUUCUGGACCUGUUUGGCCGUCAUCUGCAUGGUUUGGACAUUGUCGGUGGCAAUGGCAUUCCCGCCGGUGCUGGACGUAGGGACGUACUCUUUUAUCCGGGAGGAGGACCAGUGCACGUUCCAGCACCGUUCCUUCAGGGCAAAUGAUUCGUUGGGAUUCAUGCUCCUGCUGGCACUCAUCCUCCUCGCCACACAGCUCGUUUACCUCAAGCUCAUAUUCUUCGUCCAUGACCGCCGAAAAAUGAAACCCGUCCAGUUCGUUCCUGCAGUCAGCCAGAACUGGACCUUCCAUGGGCCAGGAGCAAGUGGACAGGCGGCGGCAAACUGGCUGGCUGGGUUUGGUCGAGGCCCCACUCCACCUACGUUGCUGGGAAUCCGGCAGAACAGCAACGCCGCGGGUCGCAGGCGUCUUUUGGUGUUGGAUGAAUUCAAAACAGAGAAGAGGAUUAGUAGGAUGUUCUACAUCAUGACGUUUUUCUUCCUGGCGCUUUGGGGGCCCUAUCUGGUAGCCUGCUACUGGCGGGUGUUUGCAAGGGGCCCAGUGGUCCCUGGGGGCUACCUGACGGCGGCUGUGUGGAUGAGCUUCGCCCAGGCCGGAGUCAAUCCUUUCAUCUGCAUCUUUUCCAACAGGGAGCUCCGGCGCUGCUUCAGCACCACCCUCCUCUACUGCAGAAAAUCCAGGUUACCACGGGAACCCUACUGCGUUAUAUGAAGGUUUUGCUGUGUUUUUUUUUUUUCUCAUCUAUGUCUCUAUUUCCCUGAUUGAUCUUGAUAUGGGCUUGUUCCCGUUGUACAGCGCACUCUCUCGUCUAUCUCUCUUCUCUUCAUCCUCCAGUUUUUCCUCCUGUUCCUCCUUCACCUAACCCUUCUUUUCAGAGGUAGAAGGUGGACGGCAAGACACAAGGCUCUGCCGUGGUGGUUAAACAUGAAAUGUAUCAAACAUGGAGGCUGAAGGGAAAGGGAAUACGCAGGAGGUCUGGAUCCCCUCCUGUGUUUAUGUUCUAGUAAACAAGACGUUGGAAGGCCAUGCCAAUGCAGAGAAGCAAAAAGUUGAAAAAGAAAAAAAAAAAGAGAAAAAGAAUUGACAAAACAAUGAAAACAAAAACUCUUUGUUUGGAUAUUUUCAUGAAUCUGUGAGGUGUGACAUGCAUAAAAAUGAAACGAUAAAGAAAAAUGAACAAAAACAAAGAAAUGAUACCUCUCAAGGAAUCACUGGAAAUGUUUUACAUUUUAAGAGUUGCACUAAAAAGAAGAUGUAAAGAUGCUUUUUUUGGUUGCCAGUUGCAUUGCUAGGACAACUUCUUCCUUUCUUUUUUCCCCCCCAAACUAAACAAUGAAUGCUUUAAUUUGCAACAGACUACACAAUCGCUGUAAGUAAAAGCAAAACUUGGUGACUGUUGGAAUACACCACCACAAAAAGGAUAAAAUGGUUUUAAUGUAAAUGAUAUCUUUUUCAUUUACCGGGCAGUG